This is a messenger RNA of Striga asiatica, 748 nucleotides long. The record is from the annotation of a GenBank genome assembly. NCBI's taxonomy places the organism in Eukaryota, Viridiplantae, Streptophyta, Magnoliopsida, Lamiales, Orobanchaceae.
CCCUAUCCUUCACUACCGAACGAGACCGAAGAAGAUUUCUCGCCGGUGGUCGGAGACGAGGGGAAGGAGGAGAACGAAUGUAUGGAGUUCCAUCUCCCGCCUGAGCGAAAACAAUAUUUGUUUAAUGAUAAAUGGACAGUUGAGUCGUUCACAUGUUUGUUGGUAUCGGCACAACCCCAUUUGCCGAUGUUACUUGAAGGCAAUAAGAAAGACGAUUACUCAUUAUUUAGCUUAAGCGCAGAUGGGUUGAGUAUUGAGUUCGGUACAUCUUUUACUACAAUAGAGUUUCAGCAAUUUAGGGGAAGGCAUAGGGUGAUGAGGGAGAUGAUUACAAACUAUGGUAUCAACUAUUAUUGUGAGAGUGGUCUCAUGUGGGGACCAAAAGAAGCAUGGAAAAGGGAUGAACCUAUGAGUCUAGCCUACAAAACUAUGGGAGACCCGAAAUGGGCGAAAUUGCAGAUAAUUUUUGGUGAGGUAGACAAGGAAACAGUCCACCCGGAUGUGCAAAGUGCUUCCAAUCGCGUUACGAAUGUUGAGCAAGAUGUUGAUAUUCUUAAAGGAAAACAACCACUUUUGUAAAUUAUUUAUGUAUUUUUCUUAGUGAUACUCGCUCCAUGAACCUUUGUGAUGUAUUUUAACUGCUUGGGAGACGACAAUGGCUAUGUCAGGAAAAUUGGAUGUUAUGUGUUUGUUAAUGAAAAUUGAAACCCUCGAUGUUGAAUUAUGGUAAUUUAUGGAUGCUUAUACG